This is a messenger RNA of Punica granatum (pomegranate), 495 nucleotides long. The record is from RefSeq and is a predicted model, not a curated record. Lineage: Eukaryota; Viridiplantae; Streptophyta; Magnoliopsida; Myrtales; Lythraceae.
CGCAAAGAUGAGUGGGUUUAACAGUCUUGCUCCCAAGACAAAGAACCUGAUCGUGGCUGGGGGCUUGACGGGGUUUGUGUUUGGGGUCUAUUUCUAUACAAUGAGAGCUGUUGGCGGUACCGAUGAACUUCAGGUCGCUAUUGAUAAGUUUGAAGGCCAAAGAAGGAAGCAAGAGGCUGAGGAAGCUCUACCUUCAAAGGCUUGAUGCACGGCAACUGAAAAUGGCUGCACUGCUUUUCUUUGGUGUUCAGUGCGAUGGUUUCUGUUUUCUCUUUUCGCGGUGAAAUAGCUCGGUUCUUCCAUUGUUAGGUGCUAUUUGGUUUGUUCAUAUGGAUAAAGAUAUAUCCUGAACUUUACAACUUCUCAUGAACAUACAAUGCGAGGAAGAGUGGUCUUCCCCUUUGGUUAGAAUUGUCUUUUAGAUCCUUCUGUGGUUCAUCUCUUUUGAAUACAUUUAGACAGUCGAGGUAUCCAAGCUCAAUGAGUUACUCUCAA